CCGGACUCUCCCUCUCCCGUCCCGCUUCCUUCACGCAACAUUUCUCUCUCGCCCCACCCGCUAGACUGUUCCACCAGUUACCACCACUACUGUGCGCGUGUAUCGUCCUCGACAGACGCAGCCAGCGCGGGUUCCACAAUCCGAUCCCCCUCACAACCGCAUUUUUUUUAGCGGCAGCGGAAUUUAACUCUCGCCUCUCCCGCCGCCGCGCAGCCCAAUGGACCUUCCCGUGGUGGAUCUCGCGCCCUUCCUGCAGGCCGCCGCCGGCGACGCGGCCGCGGCGCCGGCCGAGGCGCUGCGCGCGCUCUGCGCCACGGUGAGCGCCAGCCUGCGGGACACGGGGGCGCUGCUGGUGAAGGACCCCCGCUGCACGGCCGCCGACAACGACCGCUUCCUCGACGUCGUCGAGCGCUACUUCGCCCGAUCCGACGACUCCAAGCGCCUCCAGGAGCGCCCCCACCUCCACUACCAGGUUGGCGUGACGCCUGAAGGCGUGGAGGUACCUCGCAGCCUCGUCGACAAGGAGAUGCAAGACAGGAUCAAGAGUAUGCCAGAAGAGUUUCAACCAGCCACCCCUAAGGGACCAGACCCGAAAUGGCGAUACAUGUGGAGAGUGGGCCCUCGCCCCUCGAAUACCCGCUUUAAGGAGCUGAAUGCAGAACCUGUUAUUCCUGAUGGGUUACCUGAGUGGAAAGAGACAAUGGAUUCUUGGGGUGCAAAAAUGAUUUCUGCCAUUGAGGUUGUUGCUGAGAUGGCGGCGAUUGGAUUUGGCUUGUCAAAGGAUGCAUUUACCUCUUUGAUGAAGGAGGGACCACACCUCCUAGCACCAACUGGAAGUAAUCUGCUGCGUCACGGUUCUGAGGGCACAGUGUUUGCUGGGUUCCAUUAUGAUCUUAAUUUCUUGACCAUACACGGUCGUAGUAGAUUUCCAGGCCUGAACAUUUGGUUAAGUAAUGGUAAAAAGAUGGAGGUGAAGGUCCCUGUUGGCUGUCUUCUCAUUCAGUCAGGGAAACAGUUGGAAUGGCUUACCGGUGGUGAAUGUUUAGCUGGAAUGCAUGAAGUAGUGGUGACCAAGAGAACAUUAGAGGCAAUAGAACUAGCUAAAGAGCAGAACCGAAGCUUGUGGAGGAUCUCAUCAACACUAUUCUCGCACAUUGCUUCCGAUGCGACGCUCAAGCCAUUGGGCCACUUUGCUGAAGCACCCAAUGCUCAUAGUUAUCCGCCUAUAUGUGCCGGGGAGUAUGUGGAACAAGAGCUCUCGGCGAUCAAUCUGAAAGGGAAGGUUGCACUCUAGGCACACACAGACCACCGGUUAAUCUGACGGCUCAUUGAUUUGCUUCCUAUGGUCAGAACGCGGAUUGCGAUAGUCCAAGCUGAUACUUGUAUCUUCGUUCAACUUUGUUCACAUACCUUUCUAUCUAUGCCCAUGCUAAGUAUAUGUCCAUUGGGUCCUCCUGUUAAGUUAUAGUGGUGUACUGAACUGAUAGCACCUGUGAAAACUAAAUAAUAGUGCUACUGUUGUUCUCGAA
This is a messenger RNA of Hordeum vulgare subsp. vulgare (domesticated barley), 1529 nucleotides long. RefSeq lists its product as uncharacterized. Lineage: Eukaryota; Viridiplantae; Streptophyta; Magnoliopsida; Poales; Poaceae. The transcript has 7 exons. Bases 218 to 1294 code for a protein of 358 amino acids. The record is from RefSeq and is a predicted model, not a curated record.